AUGCAAAAGAAGAGAAAUAAUUUUGACCUUGAAAUUCAAGGUCAAGAUCAAGGUCAGUUCCUUACAUCCUCGAGUUGAAGGUAUAGAAUUCAUUUACGAUAACCAGGGACAAACUUUCCUCUCCACCCUGUACGUAUAUUCGUGAACUUUUGAAAAUUUCAAUGGAUCGUUGGAAAUUUUUCAAAGCGAACGGUCUGAAGCCGCGGCAACUUUUAAGAGUGAAAAUGCCUCGUUAGAAGGAAUGAUCGGACUAUUCCGAGAUCCUUGCUCACCUUUUUUCUCUCGUUCUCUCUUAAUUUUUUUCUGCCUCUUCUUCUUCUCGUCUGUUCUCUGUUGCAAAUCCUACCUGGAUUUAUGGAACAUGAGGAUCGCCGCGGCUGAAAAUACGCUGCGAUUCAUCACAACUAUGUUCUGCACCGUAGCAUGAUGCUCGAGUUUCUAUUUUUUUUUUUCACUUUUCUCUUUCUUUCCCCCUCGAGCGUUUUAUUUCUUCAUGUGUGUAUAUCUCAUGUAUUAACCGAAAAUUUUCUUCGUACUUUCGUGGCCGUUCCCGAGAGUUCCGUUCUCUUACUUGCCUUCCGUUUUACAGAUACCGAGAUAGAUAGGCAGGAAAAGCCAAAGAAACAGGAGAACAAUAAUUCCGUGUUCGCCGACGAGAAGUCUUCGCCUGAGAAACGUACCAACGGUACGAUGGACACCAGCAACGCCAGCAUGGCCAACACGCCGGACCUAAGCCCCGUGAAGAACAUACGAAACGGCGAGGUGGAGGAUGCCGAAGUUCGAAAAACGAAGUGGUUCCGCGAGGAGGUAUCUCGAGAGGCUGAAUUAGAGGGUGAAGCGGUUGUUUCGCUGAUCGAGCUUUUAGCGGACGUUCACGGGCCCUGCCUUCAAGAAAUGGAGGCAAGACUGGAACGUUGGGAGAGCAACGCGCGGCACAACAUCGGCGAUUUUCUUUACAACACCUUGUUGAACGUGCUGCCGCUUUACGAUCAAUAUCUCGAGAAUCUAAUACCCGUCCUCGAGAAGAUGGAAUAUUACACGAGGACGUCGCGUCGUUUUGACCAGCUGUGCCGGGACUUCGAGGCGCAGAAGCAUUGUUAUCUACCGCUAACCUCGUUCAUUUUGAAACCGUUGCAACGGUUGUUGCACUACAACAGUAUUAUCGAUAGAUUAUUGGACCACUAUCCGAAGGACCAUACGGAUUUUGAAGAUUGCCUGGCGGCGAGAGAUCGACUAGGCGAAACGUUGCUCGAAGGUCUUAGCAUAAUUAAUCAAGCGGAAAAUCUGGUUCAGCUUUGCGAAAUGCAAAGGGACAUCAAUGGUUUUGACAAUUUGGUCCAGGACGGUCGUAGAUUCGUUAGACAAGGUUGCUUGCAAAAGUACAGUCGUAAAGGCUUCCAGCAAAGGAUGUUCUUCUUGUUUUCCGACGUAUUAUUGUACACAUUCCGUACUCAACAGCCAACUCAAUGUUUCCGCGUUCACGGCCAACUUCCGUUGAAAGGAAUGAAGAUUCGAGAGAGCGACAACAAGACUGGAUCGGACUUCGCGUUCGUGAUCGAUGCUCAAGGAAAUCAGUCUUUGACGGUGGCCGCUAGCAACGAAAAAGAAAAGGAGAGAUGGUUGGAAGAUUUGAACAUGGCUAUCGCACAGGCGGACGCCGAUCCGAAAAUGCCCUACUUGAACUUGAAAUCUUGCAGCUCGGCCGAUGAAAUGGGCGAGGGCUUAGGGUUAGAAGCAGACAGAGCAAGCUGCGGAGGUGCCAAAGCUUCUCAACGAAGCAACACCACCGUCCACGUUUGCUGGCAUCGGAACACGAGCAUAAGUUACGCCGAUCAGCUGCGGGCGUUUCAGGUGAGCGAGAGAACAUUACUCAUCGACAACCAGCUGAGUGGAUUUCUGUUGCGCAAGUUCAAGAACAGCAACGGCUGGCAGAAGCUCUGGGUCGUGUUUACCAACUUUUGCUUGUUCUUUUACAAAUCCCACCGAGACGACUUCCCAUUGGCCAGCUUGCCAUUGUUGGGCUACACCGUGACCACCCCGACGGAGAAGGAUGGUAUCAACAAAGAUUUCGUCUUCAAGUUGCAAUUCAAAAGCCACGUGUACUUCUUCCGCGCUGAGAGCGACUACACGUUUGGACGGUGAGGGGAAAACUUGCCAAGAAACUGCACUGAAACACUUGGACAUUUUCGAAUCGUUUUUCUUUUUCCAGAUGGGUGGAAGUGAUUCGAAGCGCGACGCAGCAAAGCUACCUGUCAAGCUUCAACGGAAAGGAAGGAUAUUAA
This is a messenger RNA of Heterotrigona itama, 2282 nucleotides long. The record is from the annotation of a GenBank genome assembly. NCBI's taxonomy places the organism in Eukaryota, Metazoa, Arthropoda, Insecta, Hymenoptera, Apidae.